Molecule: messenger RNA, 401 nt
Organism: Myodes glareolus (Bank vole)
Lineage: Eukaryota; Metazoa; Chordata; Mammalia; Rodentia; Cricetidae
Source: RefSeq, a predicted model, not a curated record
GCGUUGGGGUGAGGCCCUCACUUCAUCCGGCGACUAGCACCAUGCCGGCAGUCUGCAACAUGGCCUCCAUCUCUGAGCUCGCCUGCAUCUACUCCACCCUCAUCCUCCACGCCGAUGACGUGAAGGUCACGGAGGAUAAGAUCAAUGCCCUCAUUAAAGCAGUUGGUGUCAAUGUUGAGCCUUUCUGGCCUGGCUUGUUUGCAAAGGCCCUGGCCAAUGUCAACAUUGGGAGCCUCAUGUGUAAUUUAGGAGCUGGUGGGCCUGCUCCCUCCACUGCUGCUGCCCUAGCGGAGAAGAAAGUGGAAGCAAAGAAGGAAGAAUCCGAGGAGUCUGAUGAUGACAUGGUCUUUGGUCUUUUUGACUAGGCGUUUUGCUACCAUGGCUAAUAAAAAGAUAAACCU